Molecule: messenger RNA, 624 nt
Organism: Apiotrichum porosum
Lineage: Eukaryota; Fungi; Basidiomycota; Tremellomycetes; Trichosporonales; Trichosporonaceae
Gene: RHO1
Product: GTP-binding protein Rho1
Exons: 5
Coding region: 1-624 (207 amino acids)
Biological process (GO): small GTPase-mediated signal transduction
Molecular function (GO): GTPase activity; GTP binding
Source: RefSeq, a predicted model, not a curated record
AUGUCCGGAGAGAUCAGGCGCAAGCUCGUCAUCGUCGGCGACGGCGCGUGCGGUAAGACGUGUCUCCUUAUCGUCUUCUCCAAGGGCAUGUUCCCCGAGGUCUACGUCCCUACCGUCUUUGAGAACUACGUUGCCGACGUCGAGGUCGAUGGCAAGAAGGUCGAGCUGGCCCUUUGGGAUACCGCCGGCCAGGAGGACUAUGACCGUCUCCGUCCCCUUUCGUACCCGGACUCGCACGUCAUCCUCAUCUGUUUCGCCGUGGACUCGCCCGACUCGCUCGACAACGUCCAAGAAAAGUGGAUUUCCGAGGUGCUGCACUUCUGCCAGGGCCUCCCCAUCAUCCUCGUUGCGUGCAAGAAGGAUCUCCGCGACGACCAGAAGACCAUUGCCGACCUGGCCCGCAUGAACCAGCGCCCCGUCUCGCGCGCCGAGGGUCUCGCCGUCGCUCAGAAGAUUGGCGCCGCCGGCUACGUCGAGUGCUCGGCCAAGUCGGGCGAGGGUGUCCGCGAGGUCUUCCAGACCGCCACCCGCUACGCUCUUUCGCUGACAACAACCCCCCUCCCUCUCCAGUCCAAGAAGAGCCGCCCCUCGAACGGCAAGAAGAAGCCCUGUGUCGUUCUCUAG